Molecule: messenger RNA, 2443 nt
Organism: Aspergillus homomorphus CBS 101889
Lineage: Eukaryota; Fungi; Ascomycota; Eurotiomycetes; Eurotiales; Aspergillaceae
Product: putative ABC transporter
Exons: 8
Coding region: 320-2218 (632 amino acids)
Cellular component (GO): membrane
Molecular function (GO): ATP hydrolysis activity; ABC-type transporter activity; ATP binding
Source: RefSeq, a predicted model, not a curated record
ACUGACCUUGACAUGCAGGGUUCCCCUCUCAGCUAGCUGCUAGGAAGGAUGAUCCAUGACGCCGAGCAUGUUCGGCGAUCUCAUCCCUUCAGAGAUCGUAUCGUGGGCUCUGCCUCGUCUUAAGUAAGACGCAACCCUGUGGUGAGACUUCGGACCCUAUGACGGCUCUCUUCUGCUGUUCAGAUCCUGCCCGAUCCCUGCUCCUUUUCUCCGAGUCAUACACAAUUUCGAGGUUAUAGUUCGGUUGUCAGCGCCUUAGUUAACCUACACCAAGGCUACAUACAUACUUUCGACGAAGUGGUACAGUUCACUGCUGAUUAUGGAGUCUGAAUUACCGACCAAGGAAGAUGACUUCGACCUGGAACGGAAUGAAGCACAUCAAUUUUUGAUGAACAAGACAGUAAAAAGUUUUGCUUGGCGUGAUCUACGAGUCACGGUGAAGGACCGUCGAACAAAACUACCCCGACAGCUAAUCGACGGGAUCAGUGGCUCAGUCCAGAGUGGAGAACUGGUCGCAUUGAUGGGUCCGUCAGGAUGCGGCAAGACAACUCUCCUUAACGUCCUUGCUCGUCGUGUGGCAUCCUCAGGCGCAACAAAUUCAGGAGAGUGCUACGUCAAUGGGUCUGCCAUGGAUAGUACAACCUUCGGUCGACUCACGUCCUAUGUGGAGCAAGAAGAUGCCUUGAUAGGUUCUUUGACCGUCCAGGAAACAUUGAAGUUUGCAGCGGAUCUCUCUCUGCCGAGUUCCGUCUCCAAAUCGCAACGGGCAGAGCGCAUCCGGACUCUUUUGGAAGCAUUCGGGAUUCAGAAUCAGGCCUCAACGUUGGUUGGCACUCCAAUCCGAAAGGGCAUUAGCGGUGGGCAGAAACGGCGCCUUAGUGUUGCCAGUCAAUUGAUCACUUGCCCUAAGAUUUUAUUCUUAGACGAGCCUACCAGUGGUCUGGAUUCAACCGCCAGCUAUGAAGUUAUCUCCUACAUCAAGAGACUGGCUGUCACAAAUCAUCUCAUUAUUAUCGCCAGCAUCCACCAACCAUCAUCAACCACUUUCCAACUCUUCAAUAAGCUGCUUCUAUUAUCAGGUGGAAAGACUUGCUACUCUGGCCCUGUUACUGAUGUACCGCACUACUUCGACCGAAUCGGUCAUUGUGUUCCGCCAAAUACAAAUCCGGCUGAGUUUAUUCUCGACCUGAUCAGCGCGGACUUUGCUAGCGGUACACUCGCCGCGCCGGAGGACCAAGUGGAGGAGAUUCGCUCAGCUUGGCGACUAUCUGCCGAAUGCAACGCAUUGAAUGAACAGAUAUCGCAGGACUUAAGUGUUUCUGAAAAGAACUCUAGGAAGGUCGACAUCGCAGAGCUCGGCCAUCCGGGGAUGAUUAGUAUUAUCAUUUCUCUCUUGCACCGCGCCUUCAUCAAGAGCCAUCGCGACAUUGUGGCAUACGGGAUCCGGAUCGUUAUGUACAUGGCACUGGCCAUAAUGGUAGGCACUGUCUGGCUGCGGUUGCACACCGAACAGGCGUACAUCCAGCCUUUCAUCAACUCCAUUUUCUUUGGCUCCGCAUUCAUGAGUUUCAUGGCCGUCGCCUACGUACCCGCCUUCCUCGAGGACCUAGCAACCUUUACCAAAGAACGCGCAAACGGUCUUUACGGCUCUUUUCCAUUCCUCGUGUCCAAUUUCAUCAUUGGGCUCCCCUUUCUCUUUCUCAUCUCCCUUCUCUACUCCGCAAUCGCUUACUGGCUGAACAACCUCACACCAAACGCCACGGCGUUCUUCACGUGGAUCAUGUGGAUAUUCUUGGAUCUCGUGGCUGCAGAAUCGCUGGUUGUCUUUAUCUCCUCCAUCUUCCCCAACUUCGUCAUCGCCCUCGCCCUAGUUGCCUUCGCCAACGGACUCUGGAUGGCGGUGGGUGGUUUCCUCGUGGCGCAAACCAUUUUGAACCCGUUCUGGAAAUAUGUCUUUCAUUACAUUGAUUACCAGGCAUACGUCUUCCAAGGCAUGAUGGUUAACCAAUUCUCCGACCGCAUCUUCGCCUGCACCGCCGACUGCACCUGCAUGUACCAGACAGACCUAGCCGCGCAAUGCCAGAUCCGCGGCACCGGCGUGCUGCACGAGUACGGCUACGCGACAGGCCGCACGGGUAAAUGGGUCGGGAUCCUGCUAGGCAUCAUCGCCGUAUAUCGGUUGUUCGGGUACCUGGCGCUGGUUUUCUUGAGGCGAUAGCUCCAAUGAACUAGGACGGUAUAUCUCCUCACAUAAUUGGGACUCUUCCUCGGUGGUGGAAGAAUCGGGUUGAGAGCUAGAUUUGCUUUGGAGGCGGAUGGAUCGAGGUGAGGCGUAGGUUGGUUCAAGUAAGAUGUUUGUUCGGGUGUGCGGGUCAGAUCGGCUGAUGCACAUCUGCGGGCGUUUUCGCCUCUCGGAGAAUUCUGGAAUGGAUGAACGAAGGGG